Molecule: messenger RNA, 4648 nt
Organism: Sinocyclocheilus rhinocerous
Lineage: Eukaryota; Metazoa; Chordata; Actinopteri; Cypriniformes; Cyprinidae
Product: transducin-like enhancer protein 3
Exons: 19
Coding region: 802-3096 (764 amino acids)
Biological process (GO): negative regulation of canonical Wnt signaling pathway; regulation of DNA-templated transcription
Cellular component (GO): nucleus; transcription regulator complex
Molecular function (GO): transcription corepressor activity; protein binding
Source: RefSeq, a predicted model, not a curated record
CUAGUACAAUCUAUCUCUUGAGAUUUCAGUUGGUGUCUAGACUUCGAACAAUCGUCGCUCAUGUAAGUUGUUUGUCUCCGAGGAAAGCAACCUAUUUAGAGCCAAAAUGGCGAACAUGAGGUCAGAUUUUUAUUGGCCAAUCAGCACGCGCGGAACUGACGUGCCCCACGUGGGGAUCCCGCGUUUGAUUGGUCGGCGCGGUGAAGUCCUUUCCGAGCUUUGAUUGGUUGCGUUCGCUUGUUCUCGCGGUAGUUGAGCCCGCGUGUCAGUGGGCAGUCUGUGUGUGGUACUGCGAGUGUUUGAGAAACUAGGCAAAGCGAUUGCGAGCGGCUGGCACGUACGAGGCAAACUUUUCACAAUCAGACAUUUUUAAACAAACAAGCAAAUAGGUAUUGGGAGAAUUUACCAACAGCGGGAAUACUGCGAAUUGUGUUCAAGCGAGAACCGAGUCUUAACUGAAGAAAACAUUCUCGAAGCGAUUGUAGGCGCUGUUUUUUAGGGUUGGGAUUGAUUCCCAACCAGCGCCUAAUACUGUUCGUAUAAAGUCACGAGUGGAGGACUUCGACGUUUCCUCGGUGCAAGGAAUUAUUGCUGUGUUUACAUUCGUGGAAAAGGAUUUUAUGGAGACUAAAGGAUAACGGGGUUAAAUCGGGUAUAAGGAGCGGGAGAAGCGGUGGACGGACUGGGCUUUGUGUGUCCGCGAGUGCAGGGAGGGGUGACCGACGGGCUCUCGCUCAUCUACUCGGAUUACUGAAGAGCGCCACAUCCCUGGAUCUUCACCUCAGAAAGGAUACAUUCAGGAUGUAUCCGCAGGGCCGGCAUCCGGCACCUCACCAGCCUGGUCAGCCAGGCUUCAAAUUCACUGUAGCAGAAUCUUGUGACAGGAUCAAAGAUGAAUUCCAGUUCCUUCAAGCUCAGUACCACAGUCUUAAAGUGGAGUAUGACAAACUGGCCAAUGAGAAGACAGAGAUGCAGCGGCAUUAUGUCAUGUAUUAUGAGAUGUCCUAUGGGCUGAACAUUGAAAUGCAUAAACAGACUGAGAUUGCCAAACGGCUAAAUGCGAUUCUUGCUCAAAUCAUGCCUUUUUUGUCACAAGAGCACCAACAGCAGGUUGCACAGGCUGUUGAACGUGCUAAGCAAGUGACAAUGACAGAGUUGAAUGCCAUCAUCGGGGUACGUGGACUUCCCAAUCUGCCUCUUACCCAGCAGCAGCUCCAGGCUCAACACCUUUCUCAUGCUGCCCAUGUACCCCCGGUCCAGCUGCCCCCUCACCCCUCGGCACUGCAGCCACCAGGCAUCCCUCCAGUCACAGGCUCAGGUUCAGGUCUGCUGGCGCUGGGAGCUCUGGGCAGCCAGGCGCACCUGCCAGUCAAAGACGAGAAGAACCAUCAUGACCUGGAGCACAGAGAGCGGGAAUCUAGCACGAAUAAUUCAGUAUCACCGUCAGACAGCCUGAGGGCCAGUGAGAAACACAGAGGCUCGUCUGAAUACAGUCUGGACCCGAAGAAACGCAGAGUGGAGGAGAAGGACAACAUGAGCCGAUAUGACAGUGAUGGCGACAAAAGUGAUGAUCUGGUCGUGGAUGUUUCCAACGAGGAUCCAGCCACUCCAAGAGUCAGCCCGUCUCACUCUCCUCCUGAGAAUGGACUUGAUAAGGCCAGAGCACUGAAGAAAGAUGCCCCCAACAGCCCGGCUUCAGUGGCCUCCUCUGGGAGCACCCCCUCCUCAAAAGUGAAGGACCACCCACAUAACGACAAGUCCUCCACCCCAGUUUUAAAGUCCAACACCCCCACCCCACGAAACGACGCUCCCACCCCAGGAACCAGCAACACCCCUGGGCUCAGGCCCAUACCCGGAAAACCACUAGGCAUGGAAGCGCUGACAGCACCUGCUCUACGUACACCAUUGUCGAUUGCGUCGCCAUAUGGGGCUCCGUUCGCCAUGAUGGGUCACCACCCAGAGAUGAACGGCUCAUUGACCAGUCCGGGUGUUUACCCUGGCCUUCACAUCUCCCCUCAGAUGAGUGCCGCUGUUGCCUAUGGACGCUCACCUAUGGUUAGACUCCCUGCCUUUAUAUUUUUUGAUUACAUAUACAUUCCUAAAGGUUUGCAGAAGCUUGUUGUCCUGUUCCAGGCCUACUCCUUCCACGUUAGCGCAGAUGGGCAGAUGCAACCAGUACCUUUUCCUCCAGAUGCUCUGAUUGGACCAGGCAUUCCCCGUCAUGCCCGUCAGAUCAACACACUCAGCCACGGUGAGGUGGUGUGUGCCGUAACCAUCAGCAACCCCACGCGGCACGUCUAUACUGGCGGCAAAGGCUGCGUGAAGAUCUGGGAUAUCAGUCAGCCCGGCAGCAAGAGCCCCGUCUCACAACUUGACUGUCUGAACAGGGAUAACUAUAUCCGUUCCUGUAAGCUGCUUCCGGAUGGCCGCACUUUGAUCGUUGGAGGGGAAGCCAGCACUCUGACCAUAUGGGAUUUGGCCUCUCAGACUCCCCGUAUCAAAGCCGAGCUCACCUCUUCUGCCCCGGCCUGCUAUGCGCUGGCGAUCAGCCCUGAUGCCAAGGUCUGCUUCUCCUGCUGCAGUGAUGGAAAUAUUGCUGUCUGGGACCUUCAUAACCAAACCCUUGUCAGGCAGUUCCAGGGCCACACAGAUGGUGCAAGUUGUAUAGACAUUUCCCAUGAUGGCACCAAACUGUGGACAGGUGGACUGGACAACACAGUACGGUCCUGGGACCUGAGAGAGGGACGACAACUCCAGCAGCAUGACUUUACUUCACAGAUCUUCUCUCUGGGCUACUGUCCGACAGGCGAGUGGCUGGCUGUGGGAAUGGAGAGCAGUAAUGUGGAAGUGCUUCAUCACACUAAGCCUGACAAGUACCAGCUGCACCUGCAUGAGAGCUGUGUCCUCUCCCUCAAAUUUGCCUACUGUGGUAAGACACUGUUACUUCACCUUAUAUCUAAUUGUUUUCCUGCUUUCCUCCCUCCACAGUCCAAGGAGUCGUCCUCUGUCCUGAGCUGUGACAUUUCAGCUGAUGAUAAGUACAUUGUGACAGGAUCUGGAGACAAGAAGGCCACUGUGUAUGAAGUGAUCUACUAAAUUCACUGCUUCGCCAGAUGUAAAGACCCAUGUAUGGAGUUUCUCAUUGGGCCUGAUAUUUAAUGGAUUCAAGGGAUCACUCCUCUACUUUUUCCUCCUUUUAUAGUGGGAACCCAGGUUAGGAACUGGUCGGUCCAUUGGGAUCGGUUCCCAGAUGUUUUUAUUUUUAGCGCACCUGGAUUCUUACAGCAGUGGAGCAGUCCUCUACAGAUCCGAGCGGAAACGUGUUAAACUGUCCCAAGGACUUCCCGACCGCACUAAUGUAGUAAAUAUUGUCUUGCCUUUGCUUUCGGUCUGCUCAUGGGAUUGUGUGUGCCUAUUUCUACCGUAGUAUUUCCCCCCUGCCUUCGUACCUUCCUUUUUACAAAAAGUGAACAAUCUGUGAUGUAAUAUGAAGCAGUGCUUCAGUUUUAGCCUCCCGCUCCCUGGACAAUUUGUUAAAAAGUGUAUAUAUGGAGUAAUAAAGACAUUUUAUAAAUAUAUAAUUAUAUAUAUUUCCAUGUCCUGAUAUACUUGUGAUGGGUUUCUUUGUCCUCAUGUCCUUAAUGCUUGAUGAAUGUAGAUUAGGACACACUUUUUCAUUUAGAUUUUUGUAAGCACACUCUCUGGGCUGGCCAUUUGCUAAAAGGCUCAUGUGGAAAACCCCUUCCUGUUCUUGGUAAUUCUUUUUUGCUUUUUGAGCCUAUGUGCUGUUCAUAGAAUUGGGAUCAGACUGGAAUCCUGCGGAAGUCAGAAUACGACGGAAACAGCCCAGAGGAGAGUGAGGAGAUGUUUGUAAAUUGACAGCGAUCUUAAACUUGGAGAAUGACUUACCGUACUACUUUUCUGUGCCCUUUGCAUUGUGUGGCGUCUUGUUGGAAAGAGGAAUUCAGAUAAUGAAGUGUGAUUGUAACAUGCUGACUCGGCGUGGAUCGUACAUUGAUGAGUAACUUGCCAACUGAUCCCAUAAGCGGCCCCACUAUAGUUCGCUGUUGUUGAAAUGGGAUAUGACUCACCCCAGUGAUUUACAGCUUUCCUUUUGCUGUAGAGCUCCACCCUAAUGAGCCUGCAGCCUUGUUUUCACUCACAGAUUGAUGUUAACCUUCUUCUUCGUGAGUGUUCGGAGUCAAUUGGGGAUUCAUUUCUGUACAAGUUGAGCCAGUUUUCUAAUGAAUAUAUUCAUUGCCUGCACUGACUUUGGUGGAAGCUCGGGUGUGAAAGUGUGUGCGCAUGAGAGCGAGAGAGAGAGAGAGAAAAGAGAGUGGCUCUUUUAAACCUGAUCCUGGCUAACCAUUUUUGUGUAAAUGUGGACUCUUUUAACUGUGGGACCUGGAGUGACCUUCAUGGGGCCACAGCAGAACCGGUCACGGCAAACUCCGACUUUAGUACAGUACAAAACCUUGGCCCGCCUGCCUUUCACAACCUCUCAACUUCACACCAAAGUAUGUAGCAAACUGUGUCAGCACUUAUCAUGUACAGUUGUUAAUAAUUCAAUAAACUUUUUUUUUUUUGUAAAACGUGUCAUGAAUGUUGGUUUAAUUGAGAGCACCACUGUGGGAUUUGAAUCACAGGC